Messenger RNA from Triticum turgidum subsp. durum (durum wheat), 1506 nucleotides. The record is from the annotation of a GenBank genome assembly. NCBI's taxonomy places the organism in Eukaryota, Viridiplantae, Streptophyta, Magnoliopsida, Poales, Poaceae.
AUGGUGCUCUCCACCCGCUGGCGCUGCGUCUGGGCGGCGACCCCGCUCCUCGUCGACGACGCUCACCUCCGGGCCGCCGACGGGCUCUGCGAGUUCCGCGCCGUCCGCGCCGUCUCCCGCCGCGUGGCCGCUCACCCGGGCCCCGUCGUCGCCGCGCGCGUCACCCGCCUCUCCUUCGACCAGCAGGAGUACGCGCUUCAGCAGCUGAUUGCCAACCUUGCCGCGAGGAACAUCCAGGACCUCAUCCUCUUCAACCGCCCCUGGCCGCUCGACCUGCCGCUCCCCGACGAUAUCCUCAGCUGCGCCUCCCUCACCCGCCUCUACAUCGGUCUCUGGCGAUGGCGCUUCCCAGACACGACCGCCAACUCGCCUGCCUUCCCCAACCUUCAGGAGCUCGGCCUUUUCCACACCAUCAUCAAGGACACGGAAGUCGAUGCCUUGCUCGCGCAUUGCCCCAAGCUGAAGAUCCUCUCCUUUGCCAUGGCGUACAGCUUCCCUUCUUGCCUCCGCAUCAGGUCCCGCAGCCUCCGUAUCGUGGUCGAAUGGUUAUGCAGCUUCGAUGAAGUCAUCGUUGAGGAUGCACCCUGCCUGGAGCGCCUGUUCUUCGAAAGCUUUGCCGACCGGAGUCCCGUCAAGAUUGUCCACGCACCCCGGCUGGAGGUGCUCGGUUUCUUAGACCUCCAGCUCCACGUGCUCGAGAUUGGCGGCAUUGUGAUCAGGGCUGGGAUGAAUGUGAGAGCCAGUGCCAUGCUGCCAAGUUUGAAGAUACUGGCUGUCAAGGUGCGGUUUUCGCAUGCAGCGGAGGCUAAGAUGCUGCACACUCUACUCAGAUGCUUUCCUCGCCUUCAGACGCUUCAUGUCAUGUUCCAGUCCAUUGGAUCCAGGUCACCUGAUAGUGUUGAUCGUGCUGACUUCUGGCAGUCCAUGGGCACAUGCGAUUGCCUUGAAUCUCAUCUGGAGACGCUUGUCCUCCACGGCUUCCAGGGCCUUGAAUGUGAGCAGCUGUUCGUCAGUUACAUACUGGAGAAGGGGAAGGUGCUUAAGACCCUGAGCGUUGUUUAUGUUGACAGUGAGGAUGUAGGAGUAGAGGAAGGCCCCAUCUCAGGUUCUGUUGAUGAGAGCAAUGUGUCAUCUGGUGGAAGAAGUAGCAGUGAUGAUGUGGUAAUGGAGGGAGGCAUGAUGUCAGGUUCUGUUGAUGAGGGCGAUAUAUCAUCAGGUGGAAGCAGUAGCAGUGAUGAUGUGGUAAUGGAGGGAGGUCCGAUGUCAGGUUCCAUUGGUGAGGGCAGUGCGCCAUCAGGUGGAAGCAGUGGCAAUGAUAUGAUUUAUUUUUGUCCGUCCGCCUCUUGCUGGAGCUUUCAGAACGCCAUUGACUUGUCAGUGGAGGAUCCUUUCUGCGUGUUGUUGAGGCAGGCCCGGAUCACUUCUGCUGUUGCGGCACGAGACGGUGUGCGAAUUUCUGUUUUUGAUGAUGGUGCUUAUGAUGGCCGUAUUUUGACGCUUCUCUAG